GGGAGCCGCGGCGGAGGCGCAUGGAGACAACGGCCGCCGCUGUGUGCUGGGUUCUUUUCUUCCAUCUUCCUCUCAUCUCUGGAAGCUCCAUCCGUAUUGGAAUAGGCAGCAAUUAUUCCAAUCUCUAUGAACAGAGCAUUCUGCCGUGUAAAAAAGAAGAACUACAGUGUGGUGACGGACUCUGCCUCUUAAACUGGCUGCGCUGUCACUAUAAGAAGGACUGUGGUAGAGACUACAUGUCCAUCAAACUAACAUGCUCAAAAGUUCACUUGAACCAGAGCAGCCCCACCAGUGAAUUCCCCAGCUACGGUGAAAACGGAAAUGAUACCAGUUUACUUGUUUCACCCCUUCUGGUGGCUGGAGUAGUGAUUGGACUCGUGCUAUUUCUAUCCUGUGUUACAAUCAUUGUUGGCAGUCUGCGAAAGGACGGACGGUUAAGACACCCACAUCUGAGAAGAGACGCUGUUUAUGCUCCCGAUGGCUUCUCUUAUGGUGGUUCUUUUGGAGAGCUGAGAUCCACCUGCAUGGAGGAGUUUCCCCCAGCUUUUGAUUUUGGGUCCUAUCUGGAUACACUUUCUCAGGUCAACGUCAUGUAUCCCGAUUCACCUCCACGCUACGAUGAAUGCGUGGGGCCAGGAGCAACACAAAUAUAUAUUCCCACAGAUGAUCCCCCCCCAUAUUCUCUUAUGGACCCUUAUCAAAGAAACGAAAUAUCUAUAAACAUUAGCGUGGAAGAGGAAGCAGCAUCUGGGACUACAGGACAGGCUGCAAAUUAUGCAGUCAGGCUGCAGGACUUGCAGCAGCCCAUUUCAUCCAUCUCUCUGUCGUCUCUCACUCUGGAGGCUGCUCCCCUGUACGAGACGGUGGUGUGUGAACAGAAUAUCCCCAUCCCACUUGUUCCAAUGGAAGUACUGAAAAAUUCUUCCACUGACUAUCAGACCCUUCUGAACCAAAUCAUGUGAAUAUAAAAGUGGCGCUCUCCUUCAAUUCUUCUGAAGAACUCAGACCAACAAAAACAUUUAAAUGGAAGAAUAAAACCUCUGAAAGUUUUACCUAUUUUAUA
This is a messenger RNA of Gymnogyps californianus (California condor), 1063 nucleotides long. RefSeq names its product brain expressed associated with NEDD4 1 (gene BEAN1). The transcript is spliced from 6 exons. The record is from RefSeq and is a predicted model, not a curated record. Gene Ontology annotation, molecular function: protein binding. NCBI's taxonomy places the organism in Eukaryota, Metazoa, Chordata, Aves, Accipitriformes, Cathartidae. Bases 21 to 962 code for a protein of 313 amino acids.